This is a messenger RNA of Dicrocoelium dendriticum, 510 nucleotides long. Lineage: Eukaryota; Metazoa; Platyhelminthes; Trematoda; Plagiorchiida; Dicrocoeliidae. The record is from the annotation of a GenBank genome assembly.
AUGUGCGGAAAUAUUAUCAUGUUGUACUUACGGGCAACGCUUGCAGUAUUUAUGAUGGCCAAUCUAAUGCACUGUGAGUCGGAGCAACAUGCAGAUAGAAACGUAGGUCUAACGUGCAGCGAAUUCCUCAACGGCAAGAAGGAGGGAACAAUUCACAACCCCAAAUACCCGAAAAAUGAUUAUGGUUCAAAAUUCUGCAAUUAUCAGAUUAGUGUUCCUUCCAACCAUCAAGUUGCUCUGACCUUCUCUGAGCUUGAAUCUUUGUUUAAUAACUUGGUAAUCUUUGUGUUCGACGGCCCCGAUUGUAUGUCCAGAUGGAUCGGAUUCCUGCGUUACUUGGAGAAUAAGGUUCUCAUUUCUUCUGGAAACAGUAUAACAGCAUUGCUGACCUUUGAACAUGAAGUUGAGCUUUGGCGAUUCAAAGGAAAUUAUUCCACAGACUACAGUCUUUAUUUAAAUGUCCGUGAAGCUUUGAAAUCAAAUGCGGUUAAAUCCAUGGAUUUGCUAUAA